AUGGAGGGUCCCUCCACGCGUCAUCGAUUGAGAACGGCGGCAGGCGGCGACGCCGAAGACGGCACUGAGGUAGCCGCCGUGAAGAAAGAACGAGAUGGCAAGCUGCCAGCACCCAUUCAGCUCACCGGCACUCGGUUCAAAUUACAACGCCCUCAAUUCUCAUCAGUCGACUUGCCCGACGGCCACAUCUUUAGCGAAGAGGACCUGAGAAAGGUGGUCGUCCUGAAUGAUCCCGGCAACUUCAUCAUCGUCAACCUGCACAAACGAGGCCAUCGACGGUACACCACCGACAAGUCCCUCCCCGACGACUCAUACUACGUCGGCAUCGACACAAACGAGUUCACGCCCGCUUUCACUCGCAGUGUUACCAAGACGUCGCUGAAGGCGAAUACGUACGAGAAUGCCGCUCAUCUCGGCUGGGGGUCAAAAUCUGGAGGCCUCAUAGUCCCGCCUAUCGAUAUGCUUCGACCGAAUCAGCUACUCUUUGUGAAGCACCUGUCAAUCAGGUACAAUGACGCGGAUAAAUAUCGAAAUGUUUCAGACAGCGAUAGAUCCGAGUACCAAAAGCGGCAGCAGGAUGCCUUCAGCAAGGGCCACCCAUGUCCUGUGCUCGUGAAUGAUGAGGUGGCUAGGCCAGAUUACGCGACCUUACAGGAUACAAAGGAGGGAACUUGGAAACACUUCCGUAUGAUGAUGCCAAAGAUAGCAGGGAGGAAGGUGCCGAAGGGUCUUGUUGACGAGAUCAAGGCAUUCCUUGCCAAGCACAACCGCGAUAUCGUGUCUGCUAACUUCGCGUUGACGCUAGCAAUCAUUUACCAUCAUUACUAUCAGGCGGCAGAUCUGGGAGCGGAAAAGGGCGGCAAGCAGCCAGUGAAGCCUGUACCUGAGGUUUCGCUAGCCCAACUGAUAUUGUAUGGGCCACAUUACUUUCGGCUUCACGAAGACCUCAAGCUCUCGGCCUACGUUCACAUCUUCCGCGCCGUUGACCAUUUGUACGGCAAGGACAAGAAGAUCAACGCGUUCGCAAUCAACGAGAAAGACAUUGACGAAACUCUGGUCUCCGAGUACAUUGAUGAGAUGGCACUCACCGAGAAGGAUUGGCAGGAGAUUGUACCGCCGUCGUGGGAAGGAUCGAAGCUCACUAUGCCCCUGAACCACGGAUCUCGCGCACCCGCUUCCGCAGAGCUCACCGCCAUGCUGAUGAUGCCGGAUAUCUACACCUUGGGGUUUGCGGGGUAUACCAACUACUGCCGGGCCAAAUAUAGCACCACGACAAGAGAGACGUUGAUGCAUGGCUUUUUCGUUCCCGAGCACAUUCGGUCCAACCCCGACCUCUGGCGACUUGUGACCGAUGGGGACAUCGGGCCCGAGGCCUUGGAACCCUACCAGGAUCAGCUCGAUCACCAGGUCUGGACGGCGCCCAAGAUGGCGGUUCGACUUCCCUGGCCCGAGGUCCCCACUGUCGAUGCCGGUCUUCGUGGUGCGAUGAUGCGGUCCUGGGCCACGCAGACGUCGCCGGAGCCUGGGGUCGAGCCCGGGACUGGCGAGAGCGCCGCUAUCGUGCCCCCCAUAUCUCACCACAAGAUGAUCCAAGAUACCACGGCGUAUUACAAGGCAUUUAUUGCGAAGAUUCGAAAGGGACAGGAUGCCAAUCUCAUCGACAAGUCGGUAACGAUUGGAUCGGACGGACAUCUCACUUGGCCAGGCUUGGAUGAGCAGCCCGGCACGUCUCGAAAGUUACCUGAUGAGAUCAACAUGCAGGAUAUCAUUGCAGAGUACGACAAUGCCGGCCCUGAUCGCAUCUCUGAGACUGACCGCUGUAUUCUCCGGAGACUUUUCCUGGAGGAUCUGGCUGAAGACAAGCACGUGGCUCAGUGUGCUCGAGAUUUCAAGAGUUGCAUCAAUAUCGAGGACAUCAACCUGGGUGUCACCCAGGAGGCGCACGAUCUCUACGCCGAUCUUCUUGUCCAGUCUUGCACCAUGCUUUUGGGACUGAACGUGGCGACAGACGGCGACGGCGGCGGCGACGAAAAAAACAAUAAGAACAAUGACACCGCCAUUGCCGCGAUUAGAGCUGUCGAUAGAGACCUCGCCAACGCCCUCACGACGUUCAACUUCCUCGUCCCUCAACUUGGGGAGGAUGGCGCCAAGUCGGUGUUCGAUUUGACAAUGAAGCUGGUGUCCCAUUCGCCCUGCUUCGAGUACUGGUACAAGUUGAUGCUUUUGGCGCAACACAUUAAUGGAAAGUCCCUGGACGAAGAGAGCAAGGAGUCAUGGAUCAAGCUUUUUGGAGAGCCUUACACGGGUGAGGUUCAUGUCGAUGAAUGA
Messenger RNA from Colletotrichum orchidophilum, 2328 nucleotides. RefSeq lists its product as uncharacterized. The coding region runs from base 1 to 2328 and encodes 775 amino acids. The record is from RefSeq and is a predicted model, not a curated record. The transcript has 2 exons. NCBI's taxonomy places the organism in Eukaryota, Fungi, Ascomycota, Sordariomycetes, Glomerellales, Glomerellaceae.